GGUAGUUCGGAGGGUGUCGGUGGUGGCUUCGGGGAGAGAGAGGGCAGGGCAGGGCAGGGGCUGGCUUCUUUUGCCGGAGCUUUGGGGGCUAUUUCUGACAGAAACGUGCACCUUGACAGCAAAUGGUAGGCGCCGGGGACGGUUUGUAAUAAAUCGCGGGCUGGGUGGGGGAGUUUGUCCCGAACCGUCGAACUCCCUUUGACAGCUCGACCGCUGCCUCUCGAUCUCGUUCUCUUGCGGGGUGGGUGGGGGAAGCAUUUGAAGGUUACAGAGCCUGAAAGAUGGUGCUGAUUGCCGGUCUUCCUUUCCAUACCAAUCAGCAGAUGAUGUUGAAAGUUACAGAUGAAUAUUGAUGACCAAUAAUAAAUUGCUGCUUUUUGCCACAAGGAAAUCAUUGUUUUAAACAAACGAAUAAUUUUUAAAAUUUAGUUUCACAAGAUGAUGGUCCAUUUUGUGUGGAUUCUUGAGAUACAAUCUGAGGAUGAAGACGGUAAGAGUUACACGAAUUACUGAGCUGGUUUCAAUUGAAAAAUGAUGGCGAACCAAACAAAACUAUCAUCAAAAUUUAAUCAAGCAGGAAGACAAAACCUGACUGGAACUGUUAACACGACUAAAACCCAAAGAGAUGGGAAAUGCCCCAAUGAAAAUGCUAACAUGGUGCAGGAUGAAAUAUUUUCAUGGCCUGGCCCAAAGACAGUGCUGCUACAGAAGAACUCUCAAGGUUUUGGAUUUACACUGAGGCACUUCAUCGUCUACCCUCCAGAAUCAGCUCUGCACCCAAGCUUUAAGGAUGAAGAAAAUGGAAAUGGAAGAGGCCUUCAGAAAAGCCGAACAGAGCCUAUGGAUACCAUCUUUGUUAAAAGUGUAAAGGAAGGGGGAGCAGCAUAUCAAGCUGGCCUAUGUACAGGGGAUCGUAUUGUGAAGGUGAAUGCAGAAAGUAUAAUUGGCAAAACAUAUUCUCAAGUAAUAUCCCUAAUUCAAAACAGUGAGGAUGUAUUGGAACUUUCAGUUAUGCCCAAAGAUGAAGACAUUUUGCAGGUGCCUCCUUCAGUUGGGAGGGCAGGCGAGCAAGCUGUGUACUUCUGCCUGGCUUCAGCACCAAUACCAUCCCAUAUUCAGCUGACAGUAGACACUUGUGAGGCCUAUUCUCAGGAUGCUUAUCUGAAAGGCAAUGAUCCAUAUUCUGGUAGUGCUCAGCACAUACCAGAGCCGCCUCCUAUAUGCUACCCUCGACAUUUGGCCAUGACCCAAACCAAGGAGCCUUUACUGACAGAGCCUUCACGGGGACGGCAGGUGGACAAUAGGAUUUACAACGCUGGCUCAGUUUCUGAUAGAGGAUUUUACUCUGACCCAUCCUCACCUCCGGACAGUGUUACCACAACUAGCCCACCUGCUAGCAUAUGGAGCGAAGGAAGGGCUAGAGCACGAUCGUCAGAUAUUUUGGCUGAGAUUGGAGCAGGUCAUUCAAGCCAUUUGCACCACAUGGAGGAGAUACAGUAUGGGAUGAAACCGAGAUCAGUUGUAGUGAGAGGAAUGCCUGUUCCUUCCUCUUCUAAUGCAACCCAAGGUAGCUCUGUUCCGCAGGGCCAAACCAGCAGUAAAUAUGGUUCAGGUAGCGCUGCUGUGCAAGAUAGGUAUGAGGGACAUUCUAAACAUAUUCCUUUUUCAUCAGUCUCAAACCACAACAUUUAUUCGGGUCCAAAGAGUAAUAUUGGUCAGAGGAGUUGCAUCAGUUCUGAGGGCAAUGUGAAAAAUGACUAUUUUCAUUCUGAUGUUAGGACGUCAUGGGAACGACUUGGCAGCCCUAAAACAAUCAAACAGCAAUAUAACCUGCCCAGCUGGCGAUCAGCACAGUUACCACGUCGAAGCUCAUCCGAGGAUCGCUGUUAUUCAGCUAUGCCCCCAAAAUACAGGAGUUUCUCUCAGGACAGACUUGAGGAGACCUCAUUACACAAACAUUGGCCUCACAGUGCUUCCCAGGACACACUACUUGCACCUAUGGGUGAAUCAUGGAGUUAUCGAACGCGGUCAGAAGAUUAUCUGGGAAAAUGUGAUCGAUCUUUGGAGAACCUAACAUGCGAUGCCUUUACAGCAGCUGGGGAUAGAUUAAUAAGGACACAUUCAAGGACUGGAGCAACAACUGAUGGGAUUUCAAGGUCUGGUGGACAAGAACAAAUCUUUUGCCAACAGUAUAGACCAGCAGGCCAUUCAUCAGGAAAUCCUAUGAUGCAUGGUCAGAAGCAUUCAUCCCAACAGAACUCUGGCAACAUAAAUGCAUAUUACAAUAACAGUAACUCUAGGGUAUCUAUUCCUCCUCCGCAACAAUGCAGGAACAAUAGUGGUCAUGCUCAAUCUGUAAAGAGAACAGAUGUUGUGCAUGUCGAUCAGCUGUCUGUCAGUGUUUCUCAAAAUAAAAUAUCUCCUCUUUCAGAUAGGUCAAUAUUUGGUUCUACUUUGACUGCUGGUGCUCCGAAGGCUGAUCGUUGUACACCCUAUCAAGUUCAGAGAAUUGAUGUGCCUGUGGUUCGAGACCAAAGACUGACCAAUCAUGAUCGGCAGGGUGGAUUGUACCCACAGCAGACAGACAGGAAGUCUGACAAGGGUGCAGUACUUCAACAUGAGAUCCGACCAGUUGCUGUCACAAAGCCUGGCGCUUCCCAAACCUCUGAAUAUGUCAGUGAGAUUCCUCUGGGGUUUUUACAGAAGGAGCAGGAAACAUCGCAAACAAAUGAGGCUGUCAUUUUAAGGCAAAAACCUCCGACUGGCCGUAGGGUGCCGCAUCCUCUCAGGCACCCAGCAUAUCUGGUAGCUGUGGAUUUACCAGAGCUACCACCUGCAAAUUUGUUGCCAGCUGACAAAUCUGAAAAUGUGUCAUUGCAGCAGACAAAUGGAAAGCUGGUAGGGUCAGCUGGAAAAUCAUCAGAGGAUUCCUUGGCUUCAAUUCCAUAUAUAGAUGAACCAACAAGCCCCAGUAUUGACCUGGUGGCAGGUCACAUUCCUGCCUCAGCUGUUGUUUCCAGUGGUCAGAAUCCAGCUCCAACUAUCAUCACUAGUCCUGCUUCUCCAACUUUCACCUUCCCCUUCACUUACUCACGCCAUUACUCUCAGGAUUGCAGCAACAUAAAAGCCAGUCGACGGUCGUCUUACCUCCUUGCCAUAACAACAGAGAGGUCAAAGUCCUGUGACGAAGGGCUAAAUACAUAUCGGGAUGAGGGAAAAGUGUAUUCGAAAUUGCCAAAACGGGUUCCUAGUCUAAAGCUACUGAGGAACUUUUUCACAGAUGGGUCCUUGGAUAACUUGGAUGUUACCGAAAACACCAGGUCUAAGCGACAUUCCACGUCUGAACUCUGUGAUGUGACCUUCAGUGAUGUCAGGAAAGAAGGAUGGUUGUACUUUCGACAGCUUGUCACAGAGAAGGGAAAGAGAGUUGUGAGCAGCAUUCGUUCUUGGAAAAGGGUGUAUGCUCUCCUGCGAUCACAUUCCCUGUACUUGUACAAGGAUAAAAGGGACGCAGUGACUUUUGUUUCUUCCCCUUGUGAGGACGAGCAGCCCAUUUGUAUUAAGGCCUGUUUGAUUGAUAUUUCAUACAGUGAGACUAAAAGGAAGAAUGUUUUCAGGCUGACUACGUCAGAUUUCUAUGAAUACCUGUUCCAAGCUGAGGAUAGAGAUGAUAUGUUGAACUGGAUUAAAAUUAUCCAAGAGAACAGUAAAACAGAGGGAGAAGACACAAGUGCAAGGUUGAUCGAAGUCAAAUUAAAGGAGUACAGAAACCAGAGCCCUGCAAAUAAUAAGUCUGAUUCUUCACCAAAAGGAUCUCGCCACCAUGCCAUUCGACGUCCACGAUCUCCCAGGCAAGACAAUGCAAACAAAGAUGAAAGUAGCCUUCCCAAGGACAAGAGUUCUUGGUUGAACAUAAUGAAGAAAACUAAAAAAACAGUUUCUGGAGCAGCUUUUGGGGUUCGAUUAGAGGAGUGUCAACCUGGUGUAAAUAACAAGUUUAUUCCAUUAAUCGUGGAGAUCUGUUGUAAACUGGUGGAGGAAAAGGGUUUGGAGUACACAGGGAUCUAUAGGGUACCAGGGAACAAUGCCAUGGUCUCCAGCCUACAAGAACAACUCAAUAAGGGAAUGACUGAUCUAAAUACCUCAGAAGAAAAAUGGCAGGACCUGAAUGUGAUUAGCAGUUUACUUAAACUGUUCUUCCGAAAGCUUCCCGAGCCUCUCUUCACAGAUGAUAAAUACAAUGACUUCAUUGAAACCAACAGACUGGAGGAUGCAGCAGAAAGGCUUCAAAGAUUUAAGAAACUGCUUCGGAAUUUACCGGAAAAUUAUUUUGAAACUCUGAAGUUCCUGACGGGGCACCUGAAGACGGUCGCAGAUCACUCUGAAAAGAACAAGAUGGAACCACGGAAUUUAGCAUUGGUGUUUGGCCCGACCCUUGUCAGGACAUCUGAAGACAAAAUGAUUGACAUGGUGACGCACAUGCAAGAUCGGUACAAAAUUAUUGAAACGUUAAUACAACAUUAUGAUUGGUUUUUCAAUGAAGACCGGGACAUGGAUGAAAAAGCUCCAAUUGACCAUGUAGGUAAUACAGAGUUACAGCCAGUACCUAACAUAGACCAUCUGCUGUCAAACAUUGGGAGAACAGGAGGAGCACCAGGGGAUAUCUCAGAUUCAACCACUAGUGAUUCAGCAAAGUCUAAGGGAUCGUGGGGAUCCAGGAAGGAUCUGUACAACAGGGAGCUGGUGAUGUCAAUCUUUGCAGCGGCCAACCGUAAAAGGAAAAAGCAAAAAGAGGCAAAGGUGCUUGAAAGUAGCACAGAUGAUGAUUCAGAGCAUGAACCUAUUAAGGCUAUUAACAAAGAAGGAUCAGUAGACAAGACAGGAGUGGACAGACAGAAGGAUGCAACAGGACUGAGAGAGAGACAGUUGGCAAAUACCAGGAACACAAGCGUGGAGCAAAUUCGCCAACCCAUUGCUAACAAAGAAGUUCAAAAGGUACCAGGAGAGCCUGAUAAUUCCAAGCAGAACCACACUCAGACAUCCCAAUGGGAGAGUGUUGACGAAGCCACUCUGAACUCUUCAUAUAGACAACAAUGCAGCCUAUCCUCAACUGGUAUUGAGUGUUCAUUUAAAGAAGGAACCUCCCUCAAAUUGUUGGAUUUAGAUAGAAGAAUAAACUGUGCAGAUAACCAGACAGCCAUUGCAAGUCCUCAGUCUCACUAUAAUAGUGAAGCAUUUUCCAGAAACCCCAAACUGAAGAUGUGGCGGACUCCCGAGAUGGAGCACAGAGAGACAAUUCCCACUGAUGCCAGCUCUGUUGUUUCAGGAUACUCUACUAUCUCAUCCACAGUGACAACCCUGGAUCACAACUUCAGUUCUGAGGUACAGUCGAUUGCUGAAAGCAGGGGGGAUGAAGCUGACGAUGAAAGAAGUGAGCUCAUCAGUGAGUGUGGGGGCCACAUUGAAACAGACAGUGAAAGUGGCUACCUUACUCGGACACUGCCAGGCAAGGCCUCGCAUUCACAGCAGGAAAGAGGCAGGUUUUGUCGCCGUGAAUCAGAUAGCAACACAAGCUCCGACAAAGAAGGGAUCCCAGCACAAAAGCUAAACAGUAGGCCAUCUUUUAAUUCUCACAGAUUAAUUCAGUGUGAUACUUUGGCUAGAAAGAAGUUGACCAAGCCAAAAGCAGAACAUGAACUUAACACAAAAAUCAAUGAAGAUAAAGAACCUCCUGUGGUAAAUCUUUUUGAUAAUUUGAAUGAUCCCAAUUCCAGCAGCAAACACAAUAUCCUCAAGAAUGAUCCUGACAAAGAAGAUGCAACCCAAACAUCAAAACGAGCACUGACUGAUCACACGAAGCUGCGAUUGAAAACCUCAGCAGAUGAUAUGUUUGGAGUAGGGCUGAGAAAACAGAACUCCCCAGAGACCAGGAGAAAGAAGAACAUUAGGAGGAGACAUACAGUAGUGGUGCAGAAUGAUUUAUCAGAGUUCCACUUUAGAGAAUGCAAGGAGAAGCUACUGGAAAGCAAGGACAUUGGCCACAAGGCAGGCAAACCAUCCAACACCAGUCAGUUUGGGCAAAAUGUUGAUUCCAGGGUGGGUCCAGAUACUGGAGGAAAUGCGCAACCAGAUUUAGAUCAUAAAACCAAGGAAAUAUGCAGACCGAUUGAUUUAGAAUCACAAAAUUAUUCCAUUCACCAGAGUGGGAAUUUACAGCCUGAACAGCCAGCACCCAAUAGUAAGCAUUUGAGUAGCAAUAACAACUCAGAGCGUCGGCAACCAACUUCACUGCCUUCCCCAUCGGCUAGCUCGACUUCAGGCCAAGCUAAAGACAGUGACUCAAAUUCAGCCAAGUACUCGAUGAACAUAAAGGCUCAGCAACCUGCACCCACCUCUCGAUUCCAUCAGUAUCUUUGAUAGAAAUUAGUUAAGGCUAAAACAUUCAGGAGCUAUGACAACAUAUGGGUUUGCCUUUUUCCCCAAAUAACAGGUUGGAAAACUCUGAAUUGAAUAUUUAUUUUUUUUAAAACUCUCUCUCCUUUAGAGAUGAGCUAAAUAGAAUCUGGCGGUCUAGGUUAAAGUAGCAGUAUUUAUGUGCUUUUACUGUUUUUCUCUUCACUCAACUAUCUCUAUUUUAUAGAAUAUUGACUACAGCUUUUUAUUUUUCUAAUUCUCACUCAUUUGCUCUAGAGGAACAUGUUGAAGGGACAUUAAAAAAUCCUCUUUUUUUUUAAAUAAUAGUAUUGUUUCUAAAUGACUUGUAAUUGUUGAAAAAUUAUCUCCAAAAAAAAAACUUAUACAUCAUUUAUCAUUUAGAACACUUGAUCCCUGAAUUUCUAUAGCGGCUCGAUUGGUCUCUCACUAUAGCCCCAACAGAUGUUAGUAGAACACCCAGAAAAAAGCCUUUUCCAGCUACUUACACUGUUCCUCUGAAGAUUCUGCUGGUCUCCUUCCACAGUCACAGCAAGUGACCCCCCCCGCCCCCCGGCCUGCCCAGCCCAUUACAGGAUUCAGUCCUGGGUAAAGUGACUAGCUAAAUAGAUUUUUUUUAAGUGACCAUUGCAAAUGCAAAGGAAAUGCAAACUAAACACAGAAUAUGCUUCAACCAUAUAACAGAUCUCAGCUUUCUGAAAAAAAUAGAUUAGAGAACUAAAGAAGAACUGUUUUGGUACAGGAUCUCUACCCAGACAUUAACCUGUAUUUUUUUUCUGAUGCUAAUACACCUGAUAUGUGUUUGGGCUAAGGAGCUGGGAAGUGUGAGUGCAGGCUAAAGCAAAUGGUAGUAAAUUGGCUGUAUGUCGUUACUGGGUGGUUUAGACCGUGGGUUGUUAGAUACUAACAUUGUGCUGCUACUUUUGCAGCUUGCAUGGAAGCCAAUCUUUUUUGAACUCAUUUCUCUUGCCAUUAGCAAAGGAUUUUUACUUUAAAAGUCGGUGCUUUGCUUGCUUCGUAUAACUUGGUUGGCCUGGAAUUCAGUGCAGCUGCCGUAUAAAAUGGUGAAAUAUAUAUAUAAAAUAUAUAGAAAAAAUGUUUCGCUUUAUCUUGAAUAGUUUUUCCCCAGUUUCAGUUACACAAAAGAAAGAAAAGUAAUUGCAUUACAUGGUUAAACCUUUAGCUAGCAUAAAAAAUCUAUUUAACAAAAUAAUGUUACAUUGCUAUUAUAGGCAAAUAUAACUGUUUCCUUUCACUGAAUUGUAGUAGCAUAAUGCUACCUCACAGUGAAAUCUGUGUCAAUUUGUCCUUUAAUUCCUUCUCUUUUUAUUUGAAUUUAAAAUUAGCCCGUACUAUUACCAUUGCUGUAAUUGAAACUUGCUAAAUGGGGAGCAAAUUCAAAUGUCGUUAUACCACACUUGAAUUUUGAGAGAAUUUGGUAAAUGUUUUCCAAAUAUAUUUUCAUUUUCUCCACAUCAUUUUCUUGCAUUUUGCCCAUCUGGACAGCAUCCCUGACUGAGAAGUGGGUGCAGGUGACCUGCUUCCAGCCUUGUGCUAUCCGUGGAUGUUUGCUGUGAGCAGCACAAGAACAACUAGGGUGUUUUUCACAAACCCAAGCAUGAACCUUGGGUGCAGGUCCACCCUGUUCAGUGGCUCAAUGACACCGUUUGUUGGAUUUUUGUUGUUUCAGAAUUUUGAGAAAAUUUAGAUUAAAGGAACAAUCAUAUAUUUCUUUUACUGACUUCAGUCUCCCUCAUCUAGGGUCUAAAGAACCAAUCGUAUUCAGUGUAAAAAACAUUGUUAAUUAAAUGACAACCAGCAGUCAAUUAAUAUAGUGUGCAACUAUCAAAUUAGUGACAGGCUUCUGUGGGUAUGUCAACAGCAAGUGAUUUCAGUGCCUUAGGAAGGCAGAUAAAUGGUCUGGUACCUUAAAUGAAAGCAAAGCACUAGGGCAGGGAUUUUCUUGCUGCUGCUUCCCUUCCACAGUCUCACUGUACUUCCACCAGCAUUACAGGGUGAAGCAGGAACAGCAAGGAGGAAAUUCCCAUCCAUGCAUGAUGGCGGAAAAUAGGCUACAGACAGUAGAAGUCUUCCACGUUCCUCCUUUAACUUUGACCCUCAGAGACUGCUGUGAAUUAGUGGCUAUGAACAAAUCAAAUAGCUGGCACGACGUCAAUUUGUUUUAAAUGUUUACUAUGGAAGUUAGUAAUGGAAACUCUCCCAUUAACUGGCUAGUUGAUCAAAGAUUUCCUACCUAUCCAAGAAUAAAUUUUGCUUAUUGUAGGUUAGCUUUCUGCUGUUAAACAACAGAUUUAAUUUAUCUUUGUUAUUAAGAAAUCGAUUUGUAAAAAGGAUAAAUCUGUUCUCUUAAAAUAAGUACCUAUAGUUUACUACAACUAAUGCACUAAUCAUUGAAUUAUUUAUAUUUUAUAUUUAUUUAUUAACUUAAAGAUUAGAUUCCCAAUCUAACAAGAUAACAUUUUGUUAUUUAAUUGAAAUGUCACUUUGAGAACACUGUUUCCAUGUUAAAACAUUUGAUAAGUUGUUUUUAUUGGUCAGAUAAAAAAACUUAAGAGAAUUGUGCAUCCUUUUAUCCUGAUAAUAGAAUGGUUCCAAGAUUGUUGAUGAAUUUUGAUGGAAAUUCUUAUAGUUGCAAUGUUGUUGGAAUCAGAUUCUAAAACAUUUACUAAAUAGCUUUUCAUGAAGGCAGUGCAGCUUUAACACAGAUUUUUAGUGGUUUUGUACAGUUUGAAAUACAAAACAAACUCACAAUAUGAAAUUAAGACAUAUAAGGGUAGCACUUAGUGUUCAGCACUCUCCACACCUUUAAAGGAACAGUGUGGUUUCAUGGAGUUCACAUCUAUUCUACAUGCAAUCUGUAGUUGUCAUACCAGAUAGAUCAAAAAUCCCUCCUGCUAUUGUUCAAAGGGUUAAUCCUGUGAGUAGCUACAGUUGGAAAAAGGUCCUAGGUUUGAUCCUGGUCUUUGCUGAGCUGAUUGAUCUCAGCCAGGGGCAGGAAUGCCCGUUAGCAUUGGCCUUGAACACGAACAAUGUCACAAAGAGUAUCUGCUGUCGAUGAGGAAAGCUAUAUUCCAGAAAGAAUCUGUGCUUUCAGGAGAAUGGAACAAACAAUUGGAGUGGGGCUGGACUUAAGGUUAGGGGGAGGUGAUGGUGCAGUAGAGAAAUAAAAAUAGUUAAGGUACCCGUACAAAACAAUUUAAGAUCAAUUUUGGAAAUUUAAUUUCUCUAGAAUUCUUUUUCAUUUUCUCCCAUUUCUGUUUUCCAGCAUAAAGCAUUUUCCUUGUACAGUAGCAACCAGCUCAUUUCUGCUCUUCAAACAGCCUGGAGUAAUAUUUAGUUUACUUGUGUGAAUGAAUUUUUAUGUUUUGAGCACUUAAUGCUAGUGUCAUCUUUGCAUAUCACAGCAUCACAUAUAUAUAUAUAAUUAUGAUUACACUAAUUAAGUGAGGCAAGGAAGAUGCGGUUAAAGUUUUUGUCUUGGUGAGAUUUUCAGGUGAACACCAUGGAAGAAGCUCAGGCCACAGAUACAUUUAGAGCUAUCUCAAAUUGCUGAAAGAAGCAGAUCUUGGUUUUUUGAUUUAGGAUUUAACCACCGGUGAGGCAUUGAUAAGAACAGAUUUUUCUAAACUUCCAACCCACAAAAUUCAAGCAGGUUAAAUAAUGAAUCCAAAAUAGAAGAGGGAGUACCACGUAAUUGCUCAGGUUUCAUGGGCCAGAUUGCCUUUUUUCGAUCAAUUACAGUUUAGGUAGCCUGCUGAACACAGCACAAUUAAAAUUCUUUGUUCUGACACAUUUUAACUAAACUGUAUUAAUUUAGUGUGGUUGGCAAGAGAAUGAAAAUGUUCCUAUUAACUCACAGUUAAAAGUGAUAAUUUAGAGAAACUGACUAAUUCCAAACUCCUGCCAGAACAGCUGUAUUAAAUCCAUAGUCCAGGCAGCUAGCAACUGCACAACUUCCACAUUUCCUGCUUGACAGGGUGCCCAGUACCUUUUGUGACAAAGGACAUGGGCUCAGAAUUCUGUCCUUGACUUGAGUUUUUUCUCCUACAAAGUAGCACCCAUCUUCCCCGUUCCUCGCACCCCUGCCAGCCAAAACAAAGUGAAAAAGAAAAGGAUAUAUAUCCGCUCCUUUAACUGGAAACUUUUGUUGUUCAUGCACUUCAUUUACGAGAUUGAUAUGGAUGAAACGUUCAGCCUAUUUGAGUUCAUAUGUGCAGGAGGAACCAACAGCCCCUCACCUUCUUUCACCCCUCCUUUUCCUACCCCACUGCAACAUCUAUUUAUUUAGUAAUAGUUAAAUUGUAACAAUCUCACUUCAAGAUUAUGAAGUCACACUCCUCUGCAGGACCUGAAUGUAUGAUCUAGGCUGACACUUCAGUGCUGCAUUGAUCAAUGUGCCAAUUUCCUCAACAACUCUCUUCCAUCAACCAACCAAAGCCAGUUAACUUAUCAUUUAUUUUAUUGCUGUUCAUGCAAACUUAUUGUGUACAAAUUGGCUGUUAUUAUUUCCUUAUUUAACAGUGACUACAACUCCAAAAAAAUAGUAAUUAUUUGGCUUUGAAGUGCUUUGGGACAGCCUGAGUACUUGAAAUGCACAAUAUAAAUACACGUUCUUUCUGGUUUCACUCCCCUACCCAGAUUUAAUUUCAUGUGUUUUGUACAUUCUUCAUGUGAAGAACAACUUCCUGACGUUAGUCCAAAAUUUAUUUGCUUUUCACUAGUUUGAACUGUGCCUACUUACUUCAAAUUGUAACAAUGGGAUAAUGUUCUGGAUCUGUUUACAACUUUAUAUAACUCUGAUAAAUCAUUUGCUUUUCUAAGAGGUGGGGUGAGAUGGUCUUGGGUUUAUCAAAAAUCUAAGAAUACUGUAAAAUCUUGGAGGUUGGUAUUCGAGAACCCAAUGAGAGCAAAGUAAAGAACCAGAGCACAUGAUACCUGCUGAUUCAUAAAAUAAUACAGAAUGGCCACAUGGCUGUUUGGCAAAAUCUCCCCUUAUUAAGAUUUGCAUUUCAAAAACACUAUUUACCUUUAAAGCCAGUGCUUGACACAUUAUUCACUGGGAGUUGUACCAUAGAAUAGGUUUUCAGUAGAACACAUCCUGAAUUUAAUUCAUAAUACUCAGAUAUGUGUCUUUAUAUUCACAACUGCUGCAAUCUGAGGGUGGAGAAAGGGGAAUUUUAAUUUUUGGAUGCUGUUGAAAAAAAAAGUACUGCUCCACUCCAUGGUGAUGACAUCUUCUGUACAUUUAUAUAUUGUUAUACUGAAAUACCAGAUGAGAAUAGAACACUCUGGCACAUGUAAUUAAUAGAUUAGCUAAUAGUUGUUUUUAUUUACAGGCCACAUCACCCAUUUACUAUUAUUAAAUUUAGCGAUUCUGUCCUUUCUCAGUUCACAUUUUGAAAGCUUUUAUAUUAAAUUCCAGGGGAAGGGAAGAGCAGUUCUGCAUAGUUUUUAGAUUCCUGAUUUCCUCUGACUUGUGCUUGGAAAGUUCCAAUCUUCCACCUUUUGAGGCCACCUGCAACUCAGUUGUUUUGCCCUGCCGCUAUUUAACAUAAUGCAACGAGACCAAAUUCACAAGAACCUAAGAUAAGAGCAAGAGUAGGCCAUUUUGGUCCCUCUAGCCAGCUCUGCCAUUUAAUAAGAUAAUGAAUGAUCUGAUAUAUUGUGAAUUCAUAAUGGCAACAUUGCAGACACUGUUAAACUUGCAGUUAGUUGGGGAGAGAUAACAAAACUAUAAUGUAAACUGGCUCCUGAUGCUUUUGGCUUGAUACAGUUGAUGCUAUAUGAUUUUGUAUGGUUUUGUAUUGAAGAUUGCCCAUUUAACCUCUGUGUGUAUAUAAAAUAUAUAUAAUAUAUUUUUGUUUGCAUUGUUUACAUUAGUGCUUCUAUGCACAUUUGUUUGUUUCUACUGUUACUUGAAUUUUUAAUUUUCGAUACUUUUGCUCCACAGCUUGCUCAGGUCGAAUUAAAAACUCGGUAACAAUUCUUACAAAUGCAUUUUUUAAAAUUAAACUAGAGCCAGAGGUGAACUCACUUUAAUGCCAUGUUUCUGUAUUAAAAGCCAUUAAAUUACCAACAAAUAUUGGAUAAGGGCUAGGAAAGGUCAUAACAUAAUAACUCAGGUGCUUGGUAUGAAGAUUAUGAAAUAAAAAAUGAGCUGAUAGAGAAAUCAUGCUUUUGGGAAGAACAGUAAUGGGUUUUUUAAAUAAAAGAAAUGGAGAUCCCAUAUUCUGCUUUUUCAGUGAAUUCCCAGAAUUUUGAUUGAUAGUGUUUAAUCGUGCAUUUCUUUGAACUCAGUUAAAGCUGUAAUUUUGUCAAAGCAAAAGUCAACUUUACUGUGUAGACCAGCCUAAAUAUUAUGAUUCAUCCCUUGUCUCCUUCACCCCAAUAAUGAAAUAUACCUGUGAUUCUUAUUAAAUGUUUGAAAUAGCAUGGAGUUCAUUGCAGUCUGAAAUUGCUGUAAUGUGCAGUAUGAUGCUUUCACAAACACGGUGUGUUAAGUUGGCAAAUAAUCCACAUUGACACUGAACAUUUUAUGGGUACUGUGUACAGAAAUUCCUUGAAGCUUAAAAACUAGGAUAAUAGGUGGUAUUUCCUUUUAAGUUUUAAAUCCAUGCAGUUCAAAUUGUGGUCCAUUCCUGUGGAAACAUGGCUUUAAAUGAAGACCCCCCUCUCUAACCCAUGGUGCCAGAUUUAAAAACAUUGUAUUGAAUCCUUGCUUCAUAACUGUUUAUUCUAAAAUGUUAUAUACACUGAGUCCAACUACCAAAACUAUCAAUGUUUGCCCAAAAGUAUCUUAAAAUAUGAAUUUCUCACUCAUGGCAUCAUCUAAAAAAGAACUAAAAGAUGUUUUAGAUGAUUUGUGAAAAUAUUUUCUAAAGUGUCUGAAAUUGAACAUUACCACAUUCUGUGCAAAUGCACCUUAAAACAGGCAAAAUUAUUUUAAUAUGGUUUUAAAUUUGAGUUGUAAUUGUAGUUAGUUAGCUCUUUUUGUUUUAUUUACCUGUCCUUGGAAAGUGCCUCAUUUUUUGCAAGUCAUUUCUUAACAACAGUCUAGAUUCCAGACUCCAUGGAAUUUAUGUUAAUGUAACUUUUAAAGAUUUUUUUUAAUUUAAAUACAAAUGUUGCCUAGCUGUAGGCUUUUUUAAAUGUAGUUAUGUAUAAACUACAUUUUGUUUUUCAUGAACUACGCUGGAAAAAUCAGGACAGAGCUUUGUGGCACAUCUAUCUUGCUGUUGCCUAUCGCGUACACACCUGUGUCAAUGACUGGCUGAUGUUCUGCUUUGUCCUAACUGGGCUUUGGAGGUCCAAAUUCUGAUACCAAAUUCAGCCAGCCUGAUCAGGAGCAUCUGGAUUGAAUCUAGGGAGAUGGGGUUGAGGAUGGUGGGGAGGAGAAAGAGGUAAGAGCUGGGCAUGAAAUCUAGCAUUGAAGCAAGGAAUGAAAUACCAAUCACUCAUGCCUUGGUUAAAAGAGCAACAGGCUACACUAUCAAAAGAAACUUUAUGCCACCCCAAGAAGAAACUUAAGACGUGAUUGUCUAAAGGGAGAUGCUUUAAGCCGCACUUUUCCAGCUUGUAUUAUCAUUUCUUUUAUGUUGCUGUUUACCUGCAGUAUUGAGAUUAUUUGGCAGGCGGGCAUUUCAGAGCUUCCAUUUUUAAAAAAAAAAUCAGGCAUUCCAAUGAAGCGUUGAACAAAACUGUCAACGUGACCUUUCUCCAUAUACUGUGUGCAGUUUAUUGAAUUAUGCAAAUUUGCUGUAAAGUUAACUGCUUAUUUUGUAAAUAUGUUCUAGGAUGUCUACUCUGACAAAAGCCGUGUAACAUAGAUAUAUAAAUUGUUUUUUCCUCUUUGCCAACUGGCCAUAAAAGAACAAUAUGUUAUUGUUAGAUUCUGCAUGAACUUCUUGAGUUUACAACUGAAAAUGUACAUGCAAAAGGAGAUGCUUUAAAUAAUGCACCAUCCUGUUUUAUAAAAAUGGAAAUAAACUGACUUCCCUUCCAGUAAA
Messenger RNA from Carcharodon carcharias (great white shark), 14459 nucleotides. RefSeq names its product rho GTPase-activating protein 23-like. Lineage: Eukaryota; Metazoa; Chordata; Chondrichthyes; Lamniformes; Lamnidae. Gene Ontology annotation, biological process: signal transduction. Bases 532 to 6417 code for a protein of 1961 amino acids. Gene Ontology annotation, molecular function: phospholipid binding; protein binding. The transcript is spliced from 26 exons. The record is from RefSeq and is a predicted model, not a curated record.